AAUAAGAGACCUAGAGUAUCGCAGGAUCAGAGUUUGGGAAGGAAUGAAUCUCAAGAUAAGCAGGUCCAUGUUCCAUUUUUUCAAGGUGCGCAACCUGCGUUACCAACUUUGUUUCAGCCUCAACCUUUGGUGCAACCGUUGUGGCAACAACCCUUUGUCCAAACAAUGGGUACGGCUCCUGUUGGUUUUGGGGGUCAGUGGAAUGGGUCUG
Molecule: messenger RNA, 211 nt
Organism: Cetraspora pellucida
Lineage: Eukaryota; Fungi; Glomeromycota; Glomeromycetes; Diversisporales; Gigasporaceae
Source: the annotation of a GenBank genome assembly